Brassicogethes aeneus is the source of this 1310-nucleotide messenger RNA. The record is from the annotation of a GenBank genome assembly. Lineage: Eukaryota; Metazoa; Arthropoda; Insecta; Coleoptera; Nitidulidae.
CACAUAUUCACACAUAAUUACAAUUGUUUGAGUGAACACAGUGUCGUAGAUACGGGGGUUGCUUUAAGCUUAUUGUCCCAUACAAACUUUGAGGUUAGGUUUUUGUAACAUUUGAUGCAAUUUAUCGAUUAAACAGUUCGGCUACCAUUAAAAAGGUGUACCUUGUAUAACAAAUAUUUCAUUAUAAUGGAACAGCCCUGUAUCCAAAUAAUUUAAAUUUAAACGAACUGAUUAGGUUAGUAGGUAGGUACCUACCUAUAUAGGUAGUUGAUGUUCAUAAAAUAUUUUUUGUUUCUAAAAAAAAAUGAAAUAAAAACCAGUAAACUUGCGCGCAUUCUCAACCACGUUGUAAAUUCUAAAAUAAUGGUUAAAAUUCCAUAUCCAUCAUACAAAAAGACUUGCAGCUCGGCUAUCAAAAUGUCGAAUUCAGUGGAAAUUGAGAACGAAAAGAAUGACCAGAAAAGUGAUAUAAACGAAAUAGAACAAAUGGAUUAUUCGAUUAAACACCCGUUGCAAAACUGUUGGACACUUUGGUACUAUGAAAACGAUAGAACCCAGACAUGGGAAAAAAACCAAAAAGAAAUUGUAUCCUUUCAAACCGUAGAAGACUUUUGGAGUUUAUACAACCAUGUUAAACCCGCAAGCGAACUCCGGCAGGGUACCGAUUAUUCCCUUUUUAAACAAGGGAUAAAGCCCAUGUGGGAAGAUGGUGCUAACAAAAGAGGUGGAAGAUGGCUAAUCAGUUUAGACAAGAAACAAAGAAACAAUGAACUUGAUAGAUAUUGGUUAGACAUUAUUUUGUGCUUGAUUGGUGAAGCAUUUGAACACUCUGAUGAAGUAUGCGGAGCUGUAGUUAAUAUUAGGCAGAAAGGAGAUAAAAUUGGUGUGUGGACAUCAGAUGCAUCAAACAGCGCUGCAGUAGUUGAGAUUGGAAAGAAGUUAAAGGAAAGAUUGAAUAUUCCACCCCGAACUACAUUAGGAUAUGAAAUUCACAAAGAUACAAUAGACAAGACUGGAUCUGUCUCAAAAUAUUCCUACACUGUUUAAAGGGCCAUUGUCCAAAUUUAGCUCAGAUUUUCUAUCGUUUUUUUCAUUAUAAUGUAACUGUAUCUAUUGUAUUUUGUAACUUCCCUAGUAUUGGUAUUUGAGUUUGAAUGAUUUAUUACACUAGUUUUGGAAAUUAUUUAUUGUUUCUUUUUUUUUUGAAGAAUGUAUGUUUUAUUCUGACCUUUUGUUAUUACAGUGAGAUAUAUUGAUGCAAUGAAUAUAUUUUAUAACCUUAACAGAUUUUAAUUACACUGUAUUUAUAA